Messenger RNA from Thermothielavioides terrestris NRRL 8126, 2887 nucleotides. Its product is annotated as glycoside hydrolase family 2 protein. Gene Ontology annotation, biological process: carbohydrate metabolic process. The transcript has a single exon. The record is from RefSeq and is a predicted model, not a curated record. The coding region runs from base 133 to 2826 and encodes 897 amino acids. Lineage: Eukaryota; Fungi; Ascomycota; Sordariomycetes; Sordariales; Chaetomiaceae. Gene Ontology annotation, molecular function: hydrolase activity, hydrolyzing O-glycosyl compounds.
CAGGAACUUGGCUCGGUGUUGGGAUGCGAAAUAGCCGAGGGAGUGCUUAAGAUCGUGGGAUGUUGACCAGGUAAUCACCUGUUUUGAGCUACUAUGCCAGUGUAACACUUUGGGGUCGAGCAUUUCGCCGCCAUGUGGUCCUCAAGCUUUUUCGCAGACGCCUUUCAUCUCGCCCUUCUAGGCCCACUGCUGCUGUCCGUCGAGGCGAAGCCGGUUAAGAAUGAUGGAAUACGCGAGAAAAUCAGCAUCAACGCCGGCUGGCGCUUCUCAAGGAGCGAGUUCAACACAGACAAGCUGGCCUACGAUCUCAGCCGCACCGACUACGCCAACCGCACCGACUUAACCGUGUUGAAACCGUGGGUUAUGCCGUCAGCAAAUGACUUCAUCGUCGACCCGGCUGCACGAUACCAGCCCCCCUCCACCGAACCGAACAUCAGCUGCCCCUUUGUGCAGUCGAGCUUCGACGACUCCUCGUGGGAGAGUGUCAACCUGCCGCACGACUGGGCCAUCAAAGGUCCGUUCUACGUCGGGGACAAUGUUCCCGUCAGCGGCGGUAUGGGGCGCCUGCCCGUCCAAGGCGUCGGUUGGUACCGCCGAAAGUUGCAAAUGACCGAGGCCGACGAGGGCAAGUCCGUCUACCUCGACAUCGACGGCGCCAUGUCGUACUCCAUCGUCUGGCUCAACGGCCACCUCGUGGGGGGCUGGCCCUACGGAUACUCGUCCUACCAGCUCGACCUCACGCCGCACCUCAAGCUAGGUGACGACAACCUGCUGGCCAUCCGCGUCGACAAUCCCGGAAACUCGUCACGCUGGUACCCCGGCGGAGGCAUCUACCGCAAUGUCUGGCUCACCAAGACGAGCCCGACGCACGUUGGCCAGUGGGGCACCUUCAUCACAUCGAAGAACGUGUCCAAGUCAUCCGCAGUCCUCGAUCUGACGGUCGAGGUCGAAAACUCGGGUAACGCCUCUCAGACGCUGAGUGUGGUGACCGACGUGUACGUCCUUGACACAGCGACGGGGGCGGCCGGCAGGCAGGUAGCCUCGUUCCCGCGCCAGACCGUCACCGUGGCAGGGGGCCAGAAGGCCUCGGUCAAUGCUUCGACGACUGUCAACAAGCCAGCGCUGUGGGGUCCGCCGCCCUCGCAGUCGCCGAAUAUGCAUGUCGCCGUAACACGUUUAUAUAACCGCCACAACGAUGUCGUCGACACUUACUCGACGAAUUUUGGCAUUCGCUCGGUUGUUUAUGACUCAAACCACGGCUUGCUGGUCAACGGCGAGCUGAUCAGAAUCAGGGGCGUGAACGGCCACCACGAUCUCGGCUCGCUGGGAGCUGCCUUCAACGAGCGUGCGGCCCAACGGCAGCUCGAGGUGCUCCAGGAGCUGGGUUGCAAUGCUCUCCGCACUUCGCACAACCCCCCGGCCCCCGAACUGCUGGACCUGGCCGAUAAGAUGGGCAUCCUGGUCUACGAGGAGGCUUUUGACUGCUGGCAGCUGGGCAAGAACCCGAACGACUUCCACCUCAUCUUCGACGAAUGGUCUGAGGCCGACGUGCGCACUAUGCUGCGCCGGGACCGUAACCACCCGUCCGUCAUCAUCUGGAGCAUCGGCAACGAGGUCGGGGAGCAGACCACCGGCGCUACCGGCGCUGCCGUCGCCAAGCGGCUACGCGAAAUCGUUCACUCCGAGGAUGUGACGCGCCCCGUGACGGCAUCCAUGAAUGCGGCGCGCCCGGACAUGCCAUUCCCAGGCGAGCUUGAUCUGGUCAGCCUCAACUACCAAGGCGAGGGCAUUCGCGACACCGGCCCGUACGCCGGCCUGCCUGGCAUCAGCACAUCGCCGCUCUACUACGCCUUCCACGACGCCUUCCCGGACAAGUUGGUCCUCAGCAGCGAGACGGCGGCGACCCUGAGCACCCGAGGCACCUACUUCUUCCCCGUCACCAACUGGACCAGCGCGCCCGAGAACUACACGCUCGGAAGCGGCGGCAACGACACGCUGCUCGAAGUGAGCGACUACGGCCUGUACACAGCCCCGUUCGGGUCGUCGCCCGACAAGGUCUUCGUCGCGCAGGACAACGCGUCCUUCGUGGGCGGGGAGUUCGUCUGGUCCGGGUGGGACUACAUCGGCGAGCCGACGCCGUACUACGAGGCGCGCAGCUCGUACUACGGCAUCAUCGACCUGGCCGGCUUCGGCAAGGACCGCUUCUUCGAGUACCAGUCGCGCUGGCGGCCCGACCUCCCCGUCGCGCACAUCCUGCCGCACUGGACCUGGCCGGACCGCGUCGGCCAGGUCACGCCCGUGCACGUCUUCUCCAACGGCGACGAGGCCGAGCUGUGGGUCAACGGCCGGUCGCAGGGCCGGCUGCGCCGCGCGUCCGCGUCCGUCUACCGCUUCCGCUGGGACAACGUCACCUACCACGCGGGCGAGGUGCGCGUGGUCGCGUACAAGAACGGCAAGCCGUGGGCCAGCGACCGGGUCGUGACGGCGGGCGCGCCCGCAGCGCUGCGCCUGAGCGCCGACCGGUCCGCCAUCAGCGGCGACGGGCUCGACCUGUCGUUCUUGACGGCCACGGUUGUGGACGGCAAGGGCAACGUCGUGCCGGCGGCGGAUAAUGAGAUCACGUUCUCCGUGUCUGGCGGCGGCGGCGAGCUCGUGGCCACGGACAACGGCGAUCCCCGGGACUUCACCUCGUUUGCGUCCGCGACGCGCAAGGCCUUUAGCGGGCGAGCGUUGGCGGUCGUGCGUGCUAAUGGCCAGGGGGCCAUCACGGUCACGGCCAGCUCGGCCGGCCUUGCUCGUGCGGUGGUCAGGUUAACGGCACAUUGAGGAGAGCGUCAGAGAGAGAGAGUUGAAAGAUGCGGCACUCGUAAUGGGGGCUUGGAACAGU